This is a messenger RNA of Peniophora sp. CBMAI 1063, 1614 nucleotides long. NCBI's taxonomy places the organism in Eukaryota, Fungi, Basidiomycota, Agaricomycetes, Russulales, Peniophoraceae. The record is from the annotation of a GenBank genome assembly.
AUGACUUCUACUUCACGCUCAUUUCACGCCAACGAACCAGUGUACUACACUGAGGACAUCACGAUCGUCGACCCGUUAGAGUUCGACCCUGUCUUAUCACAAUAUGUGGAUCUGGUCCGUUUGAAGGGGUUGCCAUCUCCGCGCAAGCCGGGAGUCUGUACUGUCACCAAAGCAGAGUGUAAGGUCGUCGAAGACUCAUCUGAAACCUCUGAAACAACCUGCGCGUUUAUCCUUUCUAUCUCCUCGUUAACACGUUGUACAUUUCGCAUGAAGUCCGCUCCUUUCAAGCAGGAGUUCUGUAUCACGAUACAGACCGCCAGCCGGAAUGUUCUGGUCAACGCCAAAUUAUUGCAACCCGGGGAAGUCCAUCCCCUCACCAACCUAGACUGCAUCGAGCUCUUUGACUCCGAGGGCGACGAACACCGGAGAUUCCAAUUGCGCCUUGCACCCGUAGUCUACGAUCCCGAGCAGAAGGCCACCUAUACCCCCAUUCGUGAGCUUGGCCGCGGAGGGCAGGGGAUGGUCUGGGAGUGUGGCCAUCCGAAAAACCUGGAGCGUGUUGCAGUUAAGGUCAUACGGAGAAGGGUCGCCGAUACGUCCGACAGAUGUGCGCCAGUUGUCGAGGUGUCCAGAGAAGUGGCUAUGCUGAAGAAAGUGUGGGUCGCAUCGGCGGUCCAUAGCUAUCGUAACACCUUCAAGCUUCCCGAAGGAUUCCUGAAAAUGUCUGCUAAAGAACCUUCAAUACCCAUCAUUCCAUUCCGGGGAAGCUGGACGAUCUGGGGAGCAGACUUCAUCGUACUUUCUAUGGCCGCAGGAGAUUUGGAGAAGUGGUGCGAUAAUAUAAAGACCUCUACGAGAUCACCACCCACCGAAAUGCAAACGUGCGCUGUGGCGAUUCAGAUCUUCGAUGCCCUUCGAUAUAUUCAUAAGCAAGGUCUCGUUCACGCGGAUCUCAAGCCCGGCAACAUCUUGGUCAUGGACCGCGAGUUCUAUCCCCGCGUUGUUGUCAGCGACUUCGGUCUUUGUAUGGAGGAACAGGACAUUAAGGUGUUCGUCGAGGGAAAGCAUGGUGCACCAGGUACGCGGAUGUUCGUACCGCCAGAAUCGAUGCUAUCGCCAGCAAAUCCCCAUCCGACUGCUGGCACGCCAAACGAUAUUUGGGCAGCGGGGCUUACACUCCAAUACUUAUUCACCUGCGGAUACUUCCAUCUCCAACCGGACCGCGUCACCCCUCUGGAAGAAUACACCGACGCAUUCUUUGAAAAGCUGUACAUUUACUAUAGGCGCAGUGGGGUCUCCCGGAAUGCGAUCAACGUGCUCGAACGUUGCUUCAGACUCGACCCGACCAAGCGUUUGACCGCCAAGGGCGCAUUUGGGUUGACUUGGUUUCGCGACUUCAGGCCCAUAGAACCGGGAGUUUCAACACAGAAAACGUUGACUGACUCGCCCUCCAGUCUCGUCGAAGCCCCUCUGGACGGCCCGGGAGUUCCCAGGGACAGCGCCCACCUCGGCGCGAAGCGCCCGUUGUCCGAUUCUCACAGCGAGAUCGCUGAAAGUGGGAAGAGUAAGGGGAAGGCGCCGGCGCACAAACGCAGAGACCUACUUGCAGGCUAA